GAGAGAAGAGAGAGAGAGAGAGAGAGAGAGAGAGAGAGAUGGGAGAGAAGGAGAGCUACAGGCGAUUUCUCAACCCCUUGGUUCUCAAUCUACAGAAGAUGGAGCUCGAAUUAACAUGCCCCAUUUGCUUGAAGUUGCUUAGUGUGCCAAGUUUAUUGCCUUGUAACCACAUAUCUUGCAGUCUUUGUGUUACUGCUGCGACAAUAAAUGGUUGUGAGUGUCCGAUUUGUAAAGCGUCUUUUCAUUAUCAAGAUUUAAGGCCAGCGAUUCAAGUCGAAGCAAUAGUGAACAUCUACAAAAGCAUGAAUUCUACUAUAAGCGCCAUUUUCAGUCAACGAGAGCCACAAAUUGAUAUUCCAGACACCAAGACACCUUCAGGUGGAAGUACGGACUCGGGAAACAAAAAUGAUGAUGAUAAGUUUGACGAGGAGCAAAUACAUGAUAUCCUUAGAAUGAGAUCAACAUAUAUUAACUCAUCUGAACCUACAUUUGGUAAUGUGGAUUGCGUUAAACCCAAUCACUACAGGGAAUUUAGUGAACUUGCUACUAAUGGGAGCACUAAAACAGAUAAGGUUGGUAAUAAAUCGCUUAUGGGAAAAAGGGAACCAUAUAGCUGUCCAUCUUCUGGUGAAUUGAAGGACUUGUUUUCUGAUAGCAAUGAUAUGGAAAGUGAACCGAGAAUGAAGAGAUCACCCUUUGAAGGUUCACUCAACAAAGACUUAGCUGGAAAGAAUCAACUAAUAGAGGAUCAAACUAGAGAAUCAAAGAGACAGAAAAUGGAUAGCCUUGCUGUUUUUGAGAGAGAUACUGAUGAUACCAACUGCAAGGAUUUCUUGGCACUGAAUUCUAAGCUCACUACUGAGCAUGAAAGAAAACCAACAGAUCCAAAGUUCGGGAAAAGUGAAGGAACAAAUGGUACCUGUAUGGUAGAGUGCGCAUUUUGUCAUUCUUUUAGCUCUUCAGAGGUUUCUGGACCAAUAUUACAUCUUCUCGAUGGAGAACCAGUAACAUUUGAUCAAGCUUCACAAGUCAAUGUCUUGAAUGUCCAUGAGAAAUGCAUAGAAUGGGCCCCACAAGCAUAUUUCUCAGGCGAGACGGUUAUGAACCUGGAACCUGAAUUGGCACGCGCGUCUAAGAUCAAAUGCAGUAGCUGUGGGUUGAAGGGGGCGGCUCUUGGUUGUUAUGCUAAGAGCUGCCGUAGAAGCUUCCAUCUCCCAUGUGCUUACGAGAUCCAAGGCUGUCGUUGGGAUACAGAUAACUUUCUUAUGCUUUGUCCUACUCAUUCUGCGCACAAAUUGCCGUGUGAUAGAUCAAAGAAUAAAGAAAAAUCCAAGGCAAAGAAUCCAUCAUCCUGUUCCAAUUUGUUGCAUGGUGAUCUGACAUCGUCUAUGAAGGAGCAAAGCAAUGUAUUCUGGACAGCAUCAUCUAGUAUGACUAGAGAAUGGAUACUAUGUGGAUCUGCUCUUUCUAGCAAUGAUAAGGAAAUUCUGGAUGAAUUUGUUGGUUUAACAGGUAUAGCUGCAAUUAACUAUUGGAAGCCGAAUGUUACCCAUGUAAUUGCUGCCACCGAUGAACGUGGCGCCUGCAGCAGAACACUCAAGGUGCUUAUGGCUAUAUUGGGCGGCAAAUGGGUCGUAAGUGUAAAUUGGCUCUUGGCUUGUAUGGAAGCUGGACAUCCAGUCCCAGAAGAGCCUUAUGAAAUCAGUUAUGAUGUUCAUGGAUCCUUUGAUGGGCCUAGAACUGGAAGACUAAGAGCAAUGCAGAAGGCACCAAAACUAUUUGAAGGGCUAGCCUUUUAUUUCAGUGGGCAUUUUAUGCCCUACUACAAGUCCCACCUUCAAGACCUAAUUACAUCUGCUGGUGGGAUCAUCUUGCAAAAGAGUGAGCUCUCUCACGCAUCCCUUAUUGUUUACAGCACAGAACCUCCGCAAGGGAGUGAUGCGAAUGACCUUAACGACGUCAUAAGGAAGAGAAAAGAGGAAGCUGAAGAACUCGCCGUUGUAGCCAGCUGCCGGGCUGUUACUCACACUUGGCUUUUGGAUUCCAUUGCUGCUUGCAAUGCGCAACUGCCCAUGCUGAAUUCAUAGCUGUUGUCUUAGGCAUUCCGAUGUUGUUUGUAGUUUGUAGUUUGAUUAAUUUAGAUGUUGUUGUAUGCAUUGUAACAUUUUUAUUUAUGUUCCCAUCAUCUAUUCCGCUCAAAUGUUGUAAUACUAGGUGUUUUCUUGCUUGGAACUGCUUCGAUUUUAAGAAAGUCCCAAGUGCAAAGCAAAUCAGUUGUUGUGAUUGUUACACUAUUUUGAGCGAGGGACUAUUAAAAGGUUAUCAA
Messenger RNA from Ananas comosus (pineapple), 2326 nucleotides. RefSeq names its product protein BREAST CANCER SUSCEPTIBILITY 1 homolog. Gene Ontology annotation, cellular component: plasma membrane; BRCA1-A complex; BRCA1-BARD1 complex. The coding region runs from base 39 to 2087 and encodes 682 amino acids. The record is from RefSeq and is a predicted model, not a curated record. NCBI's taxonomy places the organism in Eukaryota, Viridiplantae, Streptophyta, Magnoliopsida, Poales, Bromeliaceae. Gene Ontology annotation, molecular function: metal ion binding; ubiquitin-protein transferase activity. The transcript has 13 exons. Gene Ontology annotation, biological process: positive regulation of transcription by RNA polymerase II; negative regulation of fatty acid biosynthetic process; double-strand break repair via homologous recombination.